This is a messenger RNA of Ooceraea biroi (clonal raider ant), 2530 nucleotides long. RefSeq names its product cytochrome P450 4C1-like. Lineage: Eukaryota; Metazoa; Arthropoda; Insecta; Hymenoptera; Formicidae. The record is from RefSeq and is a predicted model, not a curated record. Gene Ontology annotation, molecular function: monooxygenase activity; oxidoreductase activity, acting on paired donors, with incorporation or reduction of molecular oxygen; iron ion binding.
AAGCGCUCACUGAUCUGCUUUUUCUGCUGAACGCAGCCAUUGCAAAUCAGUAGAUAUAUAAUACAGUAGAAAUCUUUAUACGCGCGUUAUGCAAAUCAUUUUCAAUUAUCACUAAUUAUUAUGAUAAUUAAUCAGUAAUUACUGUGCAAUGUGGUACAAAACACGGAUGAUAAUACAUAACGUGUUAUAUUAAUCAUAUGUAAAUGCUCUAGUAAGAACUAUUACAUAUAAAAUAUACUUAUUUCUUUUGUUAAAAUAGUAAAAACCAGUUUGGAAUAAACGUCUAAUGCAUCGUAACCCUCUAUAAAUAUCUAUCAUUGGAACUUUUCAAAGUAUUAGAUAGCCGUGGCUUGAAGUGAGUAAUAUUGAAAACUGAAGAGUUAAUUUGGAGUACUUGAUUGAAGUGUACAUACCUGCAAUCAUAAAAUUACAUAAUACAGAUAUAGUAAGCAAUAUAUGUAGAAAAGUUAUAAAUUUCUACAAAUACGUUACAUAAAUUAUACAUUCCUCUUAAUGUAUCUUAAAAUAUUAACAGGCUAGGAGAAUGGAUAUUAUCUUUCUUAUAUUAUGCAUAUUAUGCAUUCUUGUAAUAAUGAAAAUUUUGCGGAUGAUGCAUAGACAAUAUGUUGUUUGGAAUAAAGUCAGACAUCUUCCUCGGGACGUGUAUCCUUUUAUUGGUAGUUCGCUUGCGUUUAUAAAGAUGUCAGAUCGAGGUGGGAAAGUUUGUAAAUUAAGUGUUAUUAUUGCAGAAAUGAAACAUUUUCUAAUAGUGUCAUAUAUUUGUAUGUAAUUAAUGUAGUGAUGUAAUUAGUGAAUCUAGUGCGAACGUGUGCUUUUGUCUGCAGAACAACUAGAAUGGUCUCUGUCACCCAUCAACAGAUUUAAAGAAGGUAUAGGCUUAGAAUGGAUUGUAGGCAUGCCGAUAAUAUUUGUAUUCAAGCCCGAAUUUGUUCAGGUAAGAAGUAAAUACUACCAAGUUUGUUUUCAUUAAUUAAUUUAAAUUACAUUUUCAACUUUAAAUAUUAUUGCUGUAGAAAUCAAACGUUUCAUAACAAGAAUAUGCGAAAACUUGAUUUUGAUGAUUUUUAAUAAUUCGAGUACACUGUAUUCAAUAGGGAAAACCGUACCUCUUAAAAGUCGCGACAUUAGAUGAUUGAUAUAUCAUUUUAAAGCUAGAAACCUGAAUUUUUCAGGUUUGAAAAAAAAAUGAAAAUUGAAUAAGUAGUUCCGGAGAUAUUAUCAAAAAUGUAGAUUGAAGUAAAAUUGCAUGAGGCAUGUAAUCUGGACGGAGAUAUGUUUGAUAAUAUCUCCGGCAUUUAUCCAACCUCCGUUUUCUUUUCAAGUCUGAAAAAUUCAGGUUUCUAGCUUUAAAAUAGUGUAUCGCACGACCUUUUAAUGUCACGGGAAGUAUUAGUUAUAUUAGUCUGAAACAUGCUCUAAACAGUUAUUUUCGCAACUUUGUCUCAACUUUUCGACAACUCCCGCGACUUUUAAAAGGGUAAAGUCCAUGCAGAUUUUUUUCGCACAAUUCAAACACAAAACUUUUUAUUGAGAAUUGAUAUGAAAUUUUGCGUUCAAUUUAACUAAAAAAAUCUGUACAGGCUUCUCUAUCAAUUCAAUACGCGUUAUAUGCCAUUCUGACAUUUGCUUGAACAUGCAAAAUUUUAUUGUUAGUUCUGUUAUUGCUGAAUUUUAAUCCGUCCUCAUUUAGAAAGCAAAAAGAAUUGUUACAGAUGGUUUGGAAACUCUGUAUGUUUAUAUAUUGCUAAAUUGUUUUCUAGCCUAUUUUGACUAGUACUGUGGAUCUUGACAAGGGAUUAGUUUACACCUUGAUGAAACAAACCAUAGGGAAUGGACUUCUCACUUCUGGAGGAACACAAUGGGUCCAUGAUAGGAAAUUCAUUGCUCCAACAUUCCAUACAAGUAUAUUGAACAAAUAUACCAUGACUAUAUCGGAAAAAACAAAUAUCCUAAUAAAAUGCCUCGAGAGAGAAAUCGAAAGAAAUUCAGGCAAUGCUAUCCAUAUUGUUCCUUUCGUUGGAAAAGUUAUUCUCGAUAUUACAUGCGAUACAGCAAUGGGAGUGAAUUUACGAAUCCAAGAAGCUGAAAGUGACCUUGAGUCUGUAAUAGAUAGGUCAGCUUACAUAUUCCGAUACAUCAUAAUUAGUUAUUCUCACUAUUAAGAAACCAUAAUUAAGUUUAUUAAAUAAAUUGUGUGUGUGUGUGUGUGUGUGUGUGUGUGUGAGUGAGUGAGUGAGUGAGUGAGUGAGUGAUAUAUACACUUAUAAAGUACUAAUCUUAUUUCUUAGAGGCUCUCAGUUAUUAUUUGAGAGGAUGCUUCAACCGUGAUACUGGAUUGAUUGGCUCUACUAUCUGUCGAGUAAUGGAAGAGAAUUUAAAUCAGUACUUAAUAAAUUUCAAAAAUUUUUAAACGAGGUAUGCUGAACACUGACAAUAUAUACAUGUUACAUCAUUAAAAUAGUAGAUGCGGAAAUUAAUUCGGUACUUUUACAUUUAAUAAAUCAUAACU